Molecule: messenger RNA, 3154 nt
Organism: Acanthaster planci (crown-of-thorns starfish)
Lineage: Eukaryota; Metazoa; Echinodermata; Asteroidea; Valvatida; Acanthasteridae
Product: peptidyl-prolyl cis-trans isomerase FKBP3-like
Molecular function (GO): peptidyl-prolyl cis-trans isomerase activity
Source: RefSeq, a predicted model, not a curated record
AUUCCUAUAACGCGUACGAGCUGCAUGCACACGCGAGGUAGCGUGCCGUUGAACCAAAUUUUCUCUGUUUUUCCCGCCUCAAUGGCUGCUGAAAAUGAGGUAACCCGUCCUUGGACGGACGAAGAGAUUGUCUCCGACGACAUUGGCAAGAAGGCUAUCGCAACAUUUCUGCAAGAACAUGCAUCAAAAAGGUUCCUGAGGGACCACAAGAUGCUGGGAGCUCUGAAGCAUGUAGUUAAAACGUGCAACAAGGAUCAGUUUGUUAAAGCCUACAAGGACUUGUUUGAAAAAAAGGCUUUUAAAGGACCAGGCGACGAUGAAGAAGAACUAGAGGAAGUCACCAAAAAGACGGCAGAGGUCCAUGUCAAGCCCAAGCCCAAAGAGGAAAAGGUUGCUGAGGUGCCUCACUUUACCAAGAAGAUAGUGAAGCAAGGAGACAAGAGCACCUUCCCUAAAAAGGGAGACUAUGCCUCUGUGUGGUACACAGGCAAAUUGACUGAUGGCACGGUAUUUGAUACCAACAUCACGACAGGCAAGAAAAAGAAAGCUGCCACACCUCUUAAGUUCAAGGUGGGAACUGGCCAGGUCAUUCGAGGUUGGGAUGAGGGAGUUUUGACUAUGUCCUUGAAUGAGAAGGCGGAGCUUACCAUUCAGCCUGACUGGGCGUAUGGAAAGAAAGGAAAGCCAGAGUCAAAGAUACCACCCAACGCUACUCUGAUCUUUGAGGUGGAGCUGAUCGGCAUCGACUGAUGAGCGAUGUGCCUAACUCAACUCAUUCUCCUGCCUUUACAGAAAAAUGGUGCAUGCUGUAGUGAAGGGAGUGGCCUGAACCUAUUCUAUACUACCAACGCUGGGAAUAGCAAUGGGGCUGGUGAUACUGUGAUUGAGACAGAAAGCUCAUGAUUCCAUAUGUAAUAUGUGAUCCUUUGGGCUUGAAGAAUGUGUGCAUGAAUGAAUCAGAUAUGCAAGGAUAUAUUCAAUAUCAUAAUGAUAUUAAUCAAUCGACAGUGUUGUAGUUGUGUACUUCACAAGUACCAGUAUGUUUCACUGGUCAUGACCAACGUUUCCACUUAUAAUGGAUGGGUAAUAUAUUACAGCUAUGACAUGGUUCGUGACUCACAUUGAGGCUAGGGUGCUAAUGACUGCUUGCAAAGAUGUGUUAUGACCUGAGAAACAGUUGUGAGUAAUUGUGACUCAUAUUGAGAUUGGGGUUCCAAUGACUGCUUGUGCAGACUUAUGUUUUGAGAGGUUGUGAGUACUUAUAAAGAACUCUACCACAACACUGAUACUUGACAAGAUGAAAUCUAACUGUACAUUACUGGCUUGGCAGUAUUCACAGAUUUUUAUUGUUGUCCUUUAGUCAACUGGCAAGAAUCCACCGUAGGUUUGAGUGCACAAGUGCGUUAACUAGAAUUGGUUUUCACCAUUGUGAACUGAAAUCUGCUUGUGCUAACAGUCAAAGUUUAAACAUAAGGCGUAUGUUUUACAGUAUAAUUGUGAUUCUGUUCAAGCUGCUAUGAAACAUGUUUCUAGAGUGAACUGGAGUGUGCUGAGUUGCACCCAAGUAUCAUCCGGAUGAUUACAUUGUGUGGUAUUUCUUGGUUUUUAUUUUGAAAGUUUGAGCUACCCUCACAGUGUUUUAUCUAAUGUAUUCCUUUUGAAUCAAAUUUGCACUCUAAAUGAAACCACAUCUGAUGUGAUUUCUAAUUUGAUGGCUCUUCAUAUUUCGCUUCCUGGUUAUUGCUUUAUUUCAUUUUCAGAGGACAUAAAUUGUAGUUCAGAGGUUAGGGGACAAAAUUGUGGUGGGUAAAUUUUGUAGCAAUUAGAAAGUAGUCUUAGAAUCCAACUGAAUAAAAGUUUUUGUUGGCUGUUGUUUAAAAUGCUCUGAGCAGAGUUAUGACAGACAACAGAAGACAGAGACUUGUCAGUUGAAAGCAUUGUUAACAAUACAUUUAAUGCAUUGUUAAAGCCAAUGUGUCAGUAUGCUCGCUGUGUAACUGCUCAUAUUUUCUUAAAAAAUAACAGUCUAUUUUAAGUUGCGAUUACAGAUCUUUUAUUUUUUGCUUGGUUAAAAACCUUGAGCUAAAUUUGUUGAAACAUUCAAAGAGGCAUCUUUUUUUCUUUUAGGUAGUCAUUUAUGAUGUAACAAGAAAGGAAUUUUUUAACUAAUGAAAAUCCUUAAGUAGCUUAUCAUAGUUUUAUUCUAGCUUUACAUUUCUUGAUAUUGAUAUGGUUUUCCCAACAGAAACAUCAGUAGAAAUCUGUUUUUGCUAUUCAGUACUUGGCCCUGUCAUGACAGCCUGAUGCUCGGGAGAUUAGAUUAGUCUGGGGGUCGGAUUUUACUUUUAGUAUGCAUCAAAUUGUUGUUUUGAGCUCUUUAAUUUUCCAAAUGUUCGUCUUGAAAAAAAAAUUCCUUCUUAUAUUUUAUGAACCAAAAUGUUGCUUUUCUAUAACAAAAUACACUAACGGAACCAUCUUUUUCAUCACCAUUGUGCUUGAUGAUAAAUCUUAUCACUGUUCUUUUUUGAAGUGGUAAUGAUUAUUUCUUUAAAAAUGUGUAGAAAUCACCACUGAAAAAAUUAAAACAUUGUUUCUUAUUCAACAUAUUAAGACUUGAAUUUUAAAAAAAUUAGUUAUUACCAUCCCUCCAGAAGCAAUGUCAGAUCAUCUAAGAAUAGAUGAUCUGACCAGAGGAUACUGUGGUUGUACUAAGGGGGAUGAGGACAAAGCCAGUCUGCUUGAGGUAUAUACCUUCCCCCUCCCCCCAUUAGAUAUCUGGUAAUAGUCUGCCUUGGUCAGUAGUUUAAUUGUGACUGUAUUGACUUCACCCUCCUGCCAGAAGAUGAGGGCCCAGUUAGGGGGAUUGUGUAUUUGGAGACCCUGUGCCCAUAAUAGAACGGAGAAUUUUAAGUUUUGGACCCACCUAGACCGAAGAUAGUGACACCAUGUUAAAUAGAUGCAGGGUUAAUUUUGUGGACAGAGGACUGGGUUUAGAUUUUUGAGGGCAAUCAAUCAUGUGGUAAGUAUUGUUGGUGUUAAUACACAUGCAUGAAGGAAUAACUUUCACAUGGUUGGUAAUCGGUCAAAAAGUCAGAUUUUGUCACACUUCACAAGUCUAAAUUCACAAAUAACAAGAUGAGCAUAAUAAAGAAAA